AUGACCAAGAUCACUAGCUUGCUCGGCUUCGCUGCUUUGCUCGCCUGGCCGUUUGUGACGGCUCAUCCGGGUGAGCAGCACGAUGCUGCACAGGUCAAAAGGGACAUCGUUGUUCGCGACAUGCGCGCCAGACAUGCUCGCCGAUCCUUGGAUCGAUGUGAAGGAUCUGUCGACCAUCAAGCUCUGGUGAGGAAAUCGAUUAAGAGACGCUCGGAGCAGCUUGAAAAGCUUCGACAGGCUCGAGGUAUUACAGCUAGCACUUCCCGAAAAUUUCGCCGCGAUGCCACUUCCUUUGCAGCAUUCGAGGCCACCAACCACAACCAGACCGGGAUCUUGAACUAUACGUCUUCCAUUGAUGCAUCCACCAUCUUUUCCGCGAACACAUCAUGCAUACUCGCGCCGGAUGUGACUUCAGGCCCGUACUAUGUUCAAGGCGAGCUGAUCCGCCAAAAUGUCAAGGAAGAUCUUGACUCCAGUGGAAUCGAUCUUUUUGUUGAGAUGCAGUGGCUUGAUGUCGAGACUUGCCAACCGAUCUCGAACAUUGCAGUGGACCUGUGGUCUGCUAAUGCCACGGGAGUCUAUUCCGGCGUCACCGCGUCUGGCAACUCUCCUGUCGGUGGAUACAACAGUACUUUCCUGCGUGGUGUGCAAAUUACCGAUGAUGACGGUGUUGUAGCCUUUGACACCAUAGUUCCGGGCCAUUACUCCGGACGCGCCACGCAUACUCAUAUCCUCGGCCACAUGAAUGUGACUGUGUUCUCCAACGGCACUUAUUCGCGCAACACGGGUUCUGUUACGCACAUUGGUCAACUAUUCUACCCGGAAACUCUUCGUGCCGCCGUCGAAGCGGUCGAACCAUACGCGUCCAACACCCAGACUGAAACUAGCAAUGCUCAAGACUCUAUCGGCGCUGCCCAGGCCGAUAACAACUACGACCCUUUCCCGCAAUUCGUCUACGUAGGCAAUGAUAUUUCAGAUGGUAUCUUUGCUUGGAUUCAAAUUGGCGUCAAUGCCAGUGUCGAUCUUACGAAUGCUGGCGACUACAGCGUUGCAGCUUACCAUGGCGAAGAUGGCGGCGAGGUCAACUCCAAUUCGAUGUUUGGAGAUGGUAACGGCGGCCCACCUGGCGGUGACUCGAUUAAUGGCACUACUCCGUCUGGUUCUCAACCUCCUUCGUCCGUGAACGGCACAAUGCCUGUGGCUACUAGUAUCAGUACUGUGACCUCGACUGAUUCCUCUUCGUUCUCAGCAUCGAACACGGCGUCUACGAGUACGGCGUCCGCAGCAGCGGCGUCUUCGGUCACUGUGUCUACUGGCGCAGGUCCACGCGUGAGCAAUGUUUUGGGUGGAUCUACCCUUCGGAAAGCCUUCUGUGCAACUUGGACCAUCGCUCUCUUGUUUCGAAUUUAG
This is a messenger RNA of Dissoconium aciculare CBS 342.82, 1410 nucleotides long. RefSeq names its product aromatic compound dioxygenase. NCBI's taxonomy places the organism in Eukaryota, Fungi, Ascomycota, Dothideomycetes, Mycosphaerellales, Dissoconiaceae. The record is from RefSeq and is a predicted model, not a curated record. Bases 1 to 1410 code for a protein of 469 amino acids. Gene Ontology annotation, molecular function: ferric iron binding; oxidoreductase activity, acting on single donors with incorporation of molecular oxygen, incorporation of two atoms of oxygen. The transcript is spliced from 2 exons.